AUGGCGACACCUACAGAAAGCGAGUUCGCCGCCCCUAUUCCUCAAACAAAUCCGGGUUCUUACGAAGAGCUUCAUCGCAAAGCUCGUGAUGUGUUCCCAACAUGCUUCGAAGGGGCUAAACUCAUGGUCAACAAAGGUCUCAGCUCUCACUUCCAGGUCUCUCACACUCUUUCUUUGUCUGCAAUGAAUACUGGAUAUCGAUUUGGAGCUACCUACGUCGGAACUAAUCAAGUAGGACCAGCGGAAGCAUACCCAAUUCUUCUCGGUGACACUGAUGUGAACGGAAACACGACUGCCACCAUUCUUCACCAGAUGGGUAUCUAUCGGACGAAGCUGCAAGGACAGAUUCAACAAGGAAAGUUGGCAGGAGCACAAGCUACUAUCGAACGAAAGGGUCGUCUCAGCACUUUGGGUCUCACACUGGCUAACAUUGAUCUCGUCAAUGAAGCUGGAAUUUUGGUAGGACAGUUUCUCCGAAGAUUAACCCCACGUCUCGAUGUCGGAACCGAGAUGGUCUAUCAGUAUGGAAAAAACAUUCCAGGAGGUCAGAUCUCAGUUCUCUCGUAUGCCGCUCGAUACACAGCCAACCACUUCAUCGCCGCUGCUACUCUCGGAGCUUCCGGAGUUCAUCUAACUUAUUAUCACAAACAGCACGACAACUUGGCUUUUGGAGUUGAAUUCGAAUGCAACGCCAACGUCGGAGAAGCCGUAACCACUCUCGCCUACCAGACAGAACUUCCAGAAGAAGGUGUCACAAUGAGAGCUAGCUUCGAUACCAACUGGUCUGUCGGCGGAGUUUUCGAGAAACGUCUCAGUCAACAACUUCCAUUCACUUUGGCACUUUCGGGUACUCUCAAUCAUGUAAAGGCUGCAGGAAAGUUCGGAAUCGGACUCAUCAUUGGUUAA
Caenorhabditis briggsae is the source of this 906-nucleotide messenger RNA. It is a transcript of the gene Cbr-tomm-40, whose product is annotated as Protein CBR-TOMM-40. The record is from RefSeq and is a predicted model, not a curated record. Gene Ontology annotation, molecular function: transmembrane protein transporter activity. Lineage: Eukaryota; Metazoa; Nematoda; Chromadorea; Rhabditida; Rhabditidae. Gene Ontology annotation, biological process: protein import into mitochondrial matrix. Bases 1 to 906 code for a protein of 301 amino acids. Gene Ontology annotation, cellular component: mitochondrial outer membrane; mitochondrial outer membrane translocase complex. The transcript is spliced from 6 exons.